This is a messenger RNA of Stegastes partitus (bicolor damselfish), 4374 nucleotides long. RefSeq names its product phospholipid phosphatase 5 (gene plpp5). The transcript has 8 exons. NCBI's taxonomy places the organism in Eukaryota, Metazoa, Chordata, Actinopteri, Pomacentridae. Bases 209 to 1009 code for a protein of 266 amino acids. Gene Ontology annotation, biological process: phospholipid metabolic process; phospholipid dephosphorylation. The record is from RefSeq and is a predicted model, not a curated record. Gene Ontology annotation, cellular component: membrane. Gene Ontology annotation, molecular function: phosphatidate phosphatase activity.
CGCGGCAUCUCUGCUUCUCUCAAGUCCUCAAAUGCGCGACUUUCACCGUCGGCAGAACCAGAGGAUGUCGAGGCCCGGUUCGUGUUAACGGAACAUGUUAAUAUGAGGAUAAAGAGAUAAAAUACCGGCCCGGUUGAGUCCCAGUUCAGUUCAGCGAAGGCGGCGUGACGAUGUUUGCUGUCGACUGAAGUCCACUCCAAGAAACAACAUGAAGAGGAGGCUGCUGCGCGGGUUCCUGUCGGAGGUUUCCGUCCGGCUGGCGCUGCUGGUGGUGUUCCUUGUGACGGAGCAGCUUCCUCCUUUCUACCGAGAGAUCCAGGCGGAGGAGAUGUGGCUGUACAAGUUCCAUCGCGUGGAGAGAGACCACGUGCCCACCUCGCUCAUGUUUAGCGUGGCGGUUUUCACCCCCUUGAUUGUCAUCCUGGUUUUCACCUACCUGAACAAGUCGGAGCGCGGAGAUCUGAAAGAAGCCUCACUGGCUGUGACGCUGACUCUGGUGCUGAACGGAGUUUUCACCAAUGCCAUCAAACUCGUUGUCGGCAGGCCGCGACCAGACUUCUUUUACCGCUGCUUCCCGGACGGUCAGAUGAACCUGGAGCUGCGAUGCAGCGGUGACCCAGAUGUGGUCAUCGAGGGCAGAAAGAGCUUUCCCAGCGGACACUCUUCCUUUGCGUUUGCCGGUUUGGGUUUCACGGCGCUGUACAUCGCAGGAAAGCUGCGCUGCUUCACUUCAGCUGGACAAGGCCGAGCGUGGCGGCUGUGUGCCUUCCUCACCCCUCUGCUCAUCGCGACUGUCAUCGCCCUGUCCAGAACCUGCGACUACAAACAUCACUGGCAAGACGUGCUGGUGGGCUCUCUGCUGGGCCUCUCCUUCGCCUGGCUCUGCUACCGGCAGCAUUACCCUCCGCUCCAGGACCCCGACUGCCACAGACCUCUGCGUCACAGAGAGACUGUUCCGGCCGCACAGGAGCGCAAGCUGGCCAACUCCAACUACAUCCUGCCCCUGUAGACGCGCCGUAACUGCAUCGUUCUCUUAACUGGUGUCAUUUUUACCGGGUUACUCUGGUUGUCAUAUCUCUAGGGCUGGGCAGCAUAUCAGUAUUUAUUCUUUAGCAUCAGUCAUUGUAACUGUAUUGUAGGAGUUUAGUUUUUGUAUGGUGACACAGUUUGUUUUUUUCUGAACUACAAAGUAAUUAGGGAGUCAGGUUUCUCUUGAAUGCUUUCUGAGACAUUUGAGAGCUGCAUUAGCACAGCAACAGUCCAACGCGGUGGACGUCAGCGACACACACCACCUGAAGUGUACACCUAGAAAGAUGUCAUUACAUCCUGGCUGGAUGGACUUUAGAGGUCCUCUAGUUGUCAUGGAGUUGUUUUCCCACGUGGCCCAGCUCUGCACACGCUGUGUACUGUGCCUAUAGAUCACAUAGAACUCCUCACAACAGCUGAGCAGGUCAACAACACGACCACUGCACUAUUUAGUCCACUGCCCAUCGAUCCCUGGCUCAGCUGAUGUGAAACGGUUUCUCGCGUAAGGUCACUAUUUUGUAAACUUUUUAAAACAGGCUCGAGGGAAGAUACCCGAAUGCUGUAUUUGGUUUCUGCGCAUGGAUGUUCAUUGUUGACCUUUAGGAACAAUCUAUGGUGAAUAAGAUCAAAGCUCAAAACGCUGCUCGCUGAGAAGUUCGAGCCACAUUUUCUGGUCUUUUGGAGGCAGAACAAACACCACGAGCUGGGGUCAAACUUCUAUUUAUCCUGCUGGUUAAAGCAUCGGAAUAGCACAAGCACACGUCUCAGAACUUCACGUCUAAGCUCACGUGACGACCCGUGAGCCCGCUGCGUUCACAGACGAAUCCAAAAAUCCAAGUGGUUCUUUGAGCUUAGAUUCUUUUCACCAUAAAAUAUUUAGUUUACUCAAAAGAAAACCGGUCAAGUGAGAGACGUCUGCGUGGGCGAUAUGGACCUUGUGAUAAUGCCUUUUUUCAACAAAACAAAAAGAUCAGAUAAAGAUAAGAAUGUGUUUGUUAAGCCUGCAAAUUAAAAUCCACUAAUGCUGCCAUGAAGUGAUUCGAAGCAGCAACGGCCAAUUAAAUUCCUAUUAAAGAGCAAAGGGGGCAGUACUCUGUCGCUUUGUUCCCAUGAAGGAAACCAGAAAUCCGUUCUGCAGAUAUGAAACGUAGUCAGAAAUAUGUCGUUUUAUUCCUUAAAAACUAAAUCAUUUUCUUUUUUUACUGGGUGGGAGUGUAGUUUUCGACUAAAAUGACUCAAUACUUCUUUAACUUGGAGCUAUUUUACACAUUUUAAGUAGUUUUUGAGUGAAGCUGUGCGGCAGAGAGGGAAUAAAUCUCUCAGAGUUGUUUUUGCUCUUUCAUGGGAUUCGUUGACGAUAAGAACGAUUGUAGUUUAUCCUUCAGUCGGACACUUCUAAACCUGUGUCGUCACGUUGCCCACCUCACUUCCAUCUAAAGGCAGGUUCAUCUAAAACAACUAGUGCUUUAACUUUCCGUCUUCCUGUUGUAGAUUUUGAAUGUUUGCAUUCAGUUUCUUGACAAACAUCUGGAGAGCUAUUAUCACGUAGUCUCGCAUCCUGAGCGGCACCACUUUGUGUUUCUCCGGUGCCUCCUGUACUCUGAACCGUCGUCUCGUCUCUGAUCUAACCAGACAGCACAUCCCAUCACGAGUUAGCCUGAGACAAACGUCUGUGGUCUCAGGCUCGCUGCAGGUCUGGUUUUCGUAGCCGCACGCCGGCUCCGUCCUGAAUGUUCACCAGAAGUGGAGAGAGACGUGGUGGAACCAGAUCCUCCUGAUGUACCUGGACCGUAACCUCUCCGGGUGAUGGUGCUAGCCUCCCAGCGCUCCUGCUGGUCGGGUUUUAUUAUCCUGUUAAUAGUUGGCACGUGAAGUUUGGUGUCUUUAUUAUUUUUAAAUCCGUGAAUGCUACCGUUUAUGGUUUGAUUCCUUUGUCACUCUGUUUUCAGUUCAUUAUGCUCACGCCGUUGGUUUCGGAAAUGGCUUCAAAUGUACACGUUACAUUUCCUGUUUUUUCCAGGGGAACCUUCAAACCUCAUAUUUGUUUUUGCUCGUCGCUGUGACUCGCGGCGGCGGCUUCAGACCAAACCUGGCAGAAAAUAUCAUGACUUUGUGCCUUUGUUUACAUCACUCUGAGUUAAAGAAUGAAGUGUAUGCUGCAUGUUACAGUGUAUGCUCUCCGUUAUGUUAUCUCAAUCUUUUUCUUUUAAAUAUUUUCCUGUGUAUAGGAUUCACUUGUUUAGUUUUUAAAUGUGGCAUGCUGCCUUUCUUUACCUCAGAAAAAAAAACAAAAAACUUUUAAUGAAUUUAGUUGUCGAUGGAGUCAAAUGUGAAGAUUUCUGUGCGGUGAGUGUUAACAGUUACAACCGAGGGGUUAAAGGAAAACUUUUACUUUGGGACCUUUAAGACGAACAACAUCUGAAUUUACUCGCUCAGUCUUGCAGGUGUUUUUAAGAUGUGUUUAACUUUGGGGGGGGCAUGUCGGAGUUUACUUGAAUUUUCAAUAUUUGUUACUUUAAAUGUUAAGAUCGUGAAAACGGGAGUCGUAUUCGUGGGUUCGCAGGUUUCUGGGGGAGCUUUAAGACAAAAAAAAAAAUGAAAAAGUUUGUUAGAUUUUGCUGCAUUUUGAUAAAAUCCUGCAUGUUCACAGCUCAACAGCAACACGUUUUCCUCAUGACUUCCAUCCAUGCUGUUCGUUUACGUGGUUCUCGGCACACUGUUCGAUCACGUCUAGUCUCCUUCAGAUCAUGACACGGGAUUCCACUCAGACUUUGCCUGUUUGCUUUAUUUACGUCACGACCACACAGUAGCUGCUGUCCACGUUGUGAUGCUUUCAGUGACUCUCUUUGUGACACUAAAUGCCGUUUUGAAAUAGCCUUACAUAAUACACACGGUCCUUUGCUCUUUUGACUCCCGGUUUUCGAUACACGUGACGGUUAAUUGGUGACAAAACAGAGACACAAAUAUGCACAACAAAUUGUGAAGCAGCAAUGAGCGUUUGUAGAAUAGCAACAAUGUUCUGUUUUCUAGCUGCGGUUUGUUUCUUCUCUUUGUAGAUCUGCACUGGGAAGCGGUUUCCUGGUGUGUUUGUAUGUAUUUCAACAGGAGGGAAUGUCAACUCUCAGAUUCAAGUCACCGUUCUCGCCGCCUGUCUCCUCGUUGAAGCAUGUCAUUCUGAUUAAACUGAUGAAUUUAAUGGAGUAUUGUGGUCAGAGUUGUGGAUGUGGGCAGGAAUUAAGGAAAAAGUUGUAUUUUCAGUAUAUUCAUGUGGUGACAGAAAUAAAAGAAGGCUCUGGUACAAACAAGGUUAUCAUGCAAAGUUUCAAUAAAAUUCAGUUUGUCUAAUUA